UUCCCUCUCAAUAAAACUCAAAAAAGCUAUUUCCCUCUUGUCAAAGAUGAAGAACUCUAUAGCUCUCAUCUUAACUUUCUUGUUCAUCACAAUCACUAUCACUUUUGCUACUACUCAAAAUGAUGACAACAAUAAUAUUCCUGGUUUUGGGCCUGGUGGUGGAUUCAAUAUCCCUGGUUUUGGGCCUGUAGUUGGAGGAGGAUAUGGUGGUGGAUUUGGAAGCCCAAAAGGAGGGUAUGGUAAAGGUGGAACCAUAAGGCCCACUAUUGUUUGCAAAGAUAAAGGCCCAUGUUUUGGUAAAAAAUUGAAGUGUCCAUCAAAGUGUUUCAAGUCAUCUAGUGGGGCUGGAAAAGGGUAUGGAUAUGGUGGUGGGGGUGGUGGAUGCAUCAUGGAUUGCAAGAACAAAUGUCUUGCUUAUUGUUAAAGGGAUAUGAUUAUGGCUUAGCCUUUCGUAAACAACUUUUUUGCCUCCACGAGGUAGUGGUAAGGUCUGAGUAUACUUCACCUUUCUCAGGCUCCACUUUGUGGAUUUCACUGAGUAUGUUAUUGUUGAUUAUGGCUUAGCCAAGAUAGUACUAAUUAAUAUAUAGUAGUAUAUAGUAUUUAUUAUAUGUUGGGAAGUUUCUUUUGGAAGUUGAUGCUUUUGGUUUUUGAGUAUUUUGGUUUGGAUUUAGUUUUGUGGGAACUCUUAUGCAUGCAGCUAUGUUUAUGCAGUUAUAUAUAAUAAUAUAAAUAUAUAGUAUAGUAGAAUUGAUUAUGA
Messenger RNA from Solanum stenotomum, 760 nucleotides. RefSeq names its product glycine-rich cell wall structural protein 2-like. The transcript has a single exon. NCBI's taxonomy places the organism in Eukaryota, Viridiplantae, Streptophyta, Magnoliopsida, Solanales, Solanaceae. The record is from RefSeq and is a predicted model, not a curated record. The coding region runs from base 47 to 424 and encodes 125 amino acids.